UAGAUUUUUUUAUUUUUUAUUUUCUUCGCUUUGAAAGGCUGGACGCAGACAUGCGCUGGAAAAGUGAGGUAAAAGUAGAGUGUCGCAUUGGUAAGGAGAAUGAAAACGGAUCUCUGGUGUCCAACGACGAGGUGAGUGAAGGGCGGGCGUGUAGCUUGUACACUCGCGAUCAGCAGGUUGAGCCGUGAGUCAGUAUCAGAGAUUAAAUAUUAGUCGAAAUUGCUUUGCCAAUUAAAUCAGAGUGGGCUUCGGUCUGUCAUUAAAGCCGGCCUUCCACACGCUGCGGCUCAGUAUUUUUACAAUUUGAAGAAAUGUCAAAGAAAAUUAGCCCUCCCUGAAUUCUGCAAUUAAAACUCAAGUAGUUAAUGAGACCUCUUCACCUUUUGGUUGCCCGGGUAGACGUUUGUGGCGAACUUAGCCUUUUUAAUUGCUGUUAUUAAAUAAAUCAAUCCCCCUUUUCCUUCAGACCUCGCGCUGCUUUUCUGAUUGACGCGUGAAAUUGGCGUGUUGGUUGGUUUAACCGCAGCUCGCGCACGCGCGCCCGCGAGCAGCGGCUGAAUCACAAAUUCAGAGCUCAAGAACAUAAUGGACACGGGAUGAGUAUUAGUUCAAGUGUUGUCUGUUUUUCUUCUCGUCAUGUGUGAAGAUUGCAAAGGAGACGAAGAGCUGCUGGGCAAAUGCACUGAAGACAGGAGAGACAUAAUGGGCGCACCGGUGGAAGUUUUGGAUGAAGAAGCGUCGUCCCUGCAGGCGAUGUCCUCUGCGCCUCUGCUGGGCAGAACUGUGUGUGCGAGCUGCAACGAGGAAAUAGUUGAUAAAUAUCUAUUAAAGGUUAACGACUUGUGCUGGCAUGUGCGCUGUCUCUCCUGCAGCGUGUGUCAGACUUCACUUGGCAGCCACACAAGUUGCUACAUCAAAGAAAAAGAGGUUUUCUGCAAACUGGAUUACUUUCGGAGAUACGGCACUUGGUGCGCGUGCUGCGGACGGAACAUCCACUCCACAGACUGGGUCCGCCGGGCGAAGGGCAACGUCUAUCAUCUGGCCUGCUUCGCCUGCUUCUCCUGCAAGAGGCAGCUGUCCACCGGGGAGGAGUUCGCCCUGGUGGAGGGAAAAGUGCUUUGCAGGGUUCACUACGACUGCAUGUUGGACAACCUCAAGCGGGCGGUGGAAAAAGGAAACAGCGUUAACAUGGAAGGAGCUGUGCCCACCGAACAGGAGAUCAACCAGCCCAAACCCUCCAAGAGAGCUCGGACCAGCUUCACUGCUGACCAGCUGCAGGUGAUGCAGGCUCAGUUUGCUCAGGACAACAACCCAGACGCCCAAACACUGCAGAAACUAGCAGAGCAGACAGGCCUCAGUCGAAGAGUCAUUCAGGUCUGGUUCCAGAACUGUCGAGCACGCCACAAGAAGCACGUGAGCCCCAACCACACCUCCAGCACCCCCAUGACCUCACUGCAGCCCAGCCACCUGUCCCAGCCCACCCCGACCCCUGAGGAGCUCCAAUACACCGCCUACGGAGGUCCAGAGGGGUCGAUGCUCUCAGCACUACACUCCUUCAUAGACAUACACUCGCCUCCAUCCUUGUUUCAACCGCUGCUGCCAGCCCACGCCAUGACCUCGCUGCCUGUGUCUAACGCCUGAGCUGCCCUCUCUCUCUUACACUCACACACACCUUACCAGUGUUUUUCCAUUAUUAGCAGCAGUAUUCUGCUACGUGUGGUAAAUAUAAUUUAAAGUUUUUGUGAACCAUAAAAUCUGCCCGUAAUAUUGUUUGUUAAGCAAAUUCUGGAUCACUAUCAUUUACAGCCCUAAAUGUACUGAUGUAUGAUGGAAAUGGCAACGCUUCGGUGCACGGCACACACGACAUUAUAUAUUUAUAUUUGUUUGUUGUCUGUUUGUUGGUGACAAAGUCUGAUUGUGCUACUCUUAGUGAAAGCCACCAGCCCCACAAAAGUCCACUCCACAUGAAGAUGAACUGAAUAGCAGUGUUGCAAUUUAAUUUAUUGUAUGUGUCGUCUCUUUUGAGAAUAAAUGUCUAAUUUCACAAACCUGGGAGAGGAGUCUUUGUAAGCUUUUACACACGAGAGCUGAGGCCGUGCUGCGUUCAAGUCUCGGCAGAUUUAGAAAUUAGGAAAUAGAAAAAAACAAUUUAUUGAUGAAAGCAAACAUUAUUAAAAUACAACUAUAUCUGUAUGUCAAAUGAUGAACUUACACACAGGCAACAUGUGUUGAUAACACAAAAACACCUGAAACUUUUAAUUGCAUACAUGGAAGAAAGAAAUGAGCGAAUAUAGAUAAAACUGAAGUGUUGCUCGUCUGUUUACGACAGGUUAGAGCACUGCAUCUUCAGAGUUUGACUUUUAAGAGCUUGUGGUUAGAAAACUGUCUCGCAUUAUACCAAGAGAGACGUUUAACUUGUGUCUACUUGCUGACUGUGGUUGACCAAAAGAAUCCAAUUUCCAGACACAGGAGGGAGGAGAAGGCAUAUAAAAACACUUCUUUUACUUGACUUAUCAGAUCUUACGAAGUCACACUACCUGGAGUGAAACUGAACCUGAGUUACAAACGCAAAAAGAUAUCGAACUCCGACAGUAGUUAUUUUGUGUGGAGAAAAGAAAGAAGAAGAAAAAGAAAAAGACAGAAAAAAAAACAACCUGCUGCAUGCGUAAUAAGCCCCACUGUGCUCUACAUGCAUCAUUUCUCUUCUUUCUUUCAGAUACACAAGGAGUUGUUUUUCUUUUUGCCUUUUUUUUUGAAUGUUACAUGUCCCAGCGUGCUCAGCUCCAACAGGGGCGGGAGGUGUGUGAGGCAGUCUGGCAGUGUUGUCACUCA
Oreochromis aureus is the source of this 2832-nucleotide messenger RNA. Its product is annotated as LIM/homeobox protein Lhx8. Bases 637 to 1641 code for a protein of 334 amino acids. Gene Ontology annotation, molecular function: RNA polymerase II transcription regulatory region sequence-specific DNA binding; DNA-binding transcription factor activity, RNA polymerase II-specific. The transcript has 9 exons. NCBI's taxonomy places the organism in Eukaryota, Metazoa, Chordata, Actinopteri, Cichliformes, Cichlidae. Gene Ontology annotation, biological process: regulation of transcription by RNA polymerase II; forebrain neuron development; neuron differentiation. Gene Ontology annotation, cellular component: nucleus. The record is from RefSeq and is a predicted model, not a curated record.